This is a messenger RNA of Platichthys flesus (European flounder), 2896 nucleotides long. RefSeq names its product glycerol kinase 5 (gene gk5). The record is from RefSeq and is a predicted model, not a curated record. The transcript is spliced from 17 exons. Bases 211 to 1803 code for a protein of 530 amino acids. Lineage: Eukaryota; Metazoa; Chordata; Actinopteri; Pleuronectiformes; Pleuronectidae. Gene Ontology annotation, molecular function: glycerol kinase activity. Gene Ontology annotation, biological process: glycerol metabolic process; glycerol-3-phosphate biosynthetic process; triglyceride metabolic process. Gene Ontology annotation, cellular component: mitochondrion.
UGGCUCUCAACAUAACUGUACCCCGCUAUGUUGAUCCCACCGCGUCUGUCCCACAGGGAACUAACUUUAGCCCGGCAUUGAUCCGGACACUUUGAGGAGGUGGGACUGCUACAUGACCUGGGACUGGAGGCUGACAUGAGUCGAAGGAGCUGACGAUGGACGUGGUGUGGCUGAUUUGAGGACUACUGCCCGGGACAGGACGUUUUCACCAUGGGGACUCAGAGAAACGGUUUCAAGAAGGAGCACUUUAUUUUGUCAGUGGACGUCGGUACAACAUCCAUCAGGGGUCACGUCUAUGACAAGGAGGCAAAGAUCCGAGGAUCAUACAUCACCCAGGUUGUUCCCUUGUUCCCAGAGGUUGGCCAUGUGGAGAUGGACCCAGAUGCUUUAUGGAAAGGGUUCAUCACUGUGGUCAAGGGAGCUGUGCAAGAUGCAGGAGUGCAAAUGCGCCAGAUAGAAGCCCUUGGCAUUUCAUCUCAACGCAGCACCUUCACAACAUGGGACAGAAAAACUGGAGUUCCCUAUCAUAACUUCAUCAGCUGGCAGGACCAGAGGGCAGCGGACCUGGUGAAAUCCUGGAAUAGAUCCUGCACCAUGAGCGCAAUCCAUGGUGUGAUGAAGGUGCUGUAUUUCCUGAGCAGGCAGAAGCGGUUGCUUGCAGCAAGUCUUAUUGUCUUCUCCCCUCAACAUGUGACCUUUCGCCUCGUCUGGGUCCUGACGCAUUACAAGCAGGUUCGUCAAGCGGUAGCUGAAGGAAACUGCUGCUUUGGAACAAUAGACACUUGGCUGCUAUUCAAACUCACUAAAGGACAAGUUCAUGCCACAGAUUAUUCUAACGCCAGUUCAACAGGCAUUUUCGACUCCUACCAGAUGUGUUGGAGUGGUUUACUCUGCUCUCUUUUAUCUCUGCCUCUCUCUAUUUUCCCCAAAGUAGAAAACACAGGCCACGACUUUGGUUCCACAGACCAGUCAAUCUUCGGAGUUUCCAUUCCAAUCAUGUCAGUGAUGGCGGACCAGCAGGCGGCCAUGUUUGGGGAAUGUUGCUUCGAUGUUGGUGAUGUGAAGAUCACCAUGGGAACAGGCACCUUCAUGGACAUCAACACUGGAAGCAAGCCACACACAUCUGUAGCAGGUCUGUAUCCUCUGGUGGGAUGGAAGAUCGGCUCAGAGGUGGUUUACCUUGCAGAGGGCAAUUCUGCAGACACAGGCACUGCCAUCAAAUGGGCACAGAAUCUGGAGCUCUUCUCUGACGUCAUGGAGACCAGUGACAUGGCUUACAGUGUCAGUGACUCUGAUGGCGUGUGCUUCGUACCUUCCUUCAGUGGCCUGCAGGCUCCUCUGAAUGACCCUAAAGCCUGUGCCUCACUCAUGGGCCUCAAACCUACAACCACAAAAAGCCAUCUGGUCCGUGCCAUACUGGAGUCUGUCGCCUUCAGAAACAAGCAGCUUUAUGAGACGAUGCUGAAAGAAACUCGGAUUCCUAUCACAAAGAUCAGGGUGGAUGGUGGCGUUUCCGCCAACGACUUCGUCAUGCAGCUGACUGCAGACCUGUUUGGCAGGAAGGUGGCAAGACGGCAACACCAUGAGAUGUCAUGUUUGGGGGCUGCUUUUGUCGCUGGGUUGGGAGCCGGUUACUGGAGGAGCCAGGGAGAGCUGAAGAAGCUGCAUAGCCCUGACAGGGUGUUCUUGCCUCAAGUGGUUCCCAAGGGAGGGGCUGACAGCCGGAAUCGGGAGUACAUCCCCGUCCUCCAGAGCUGGGAGAGAGGUCUCCGCCGCUCCAUGAAUUGGUACAGCAAACCUUGACAGUGGAGAUCCCGGGAUGGUCCACAUUCAUUCAAAAUGAGUUUGAAUAGAGAUGGUCCAGAACUAACAACCAUUAGCUGCAUCCCUAAACCAGUCCCAGGGUCAAUCUUUGUGAAUCACAAUCCGGUUCCAGAUGCCAAAAACUGACAACAGAGAAGCUGAAACAUCAGACCCACUGAUGUAAUGGUAUAGCACGGCAGGAUUGUGGAAAGAGUCCACGUUACUAUACUUGAUUGUUUCACACUGUAGCAAAAUGUUCAGAUCAAUCCUCUUGUUCUCGAUCUCAGGUCACUGCAGCGUCUCAGUAUUUUAUCCAGAUUGAAUCGUAUUUGUUAUAUUAUUUUUCCACAUGGGGGCGCUAAUGACUGGCUUUACGGCUUUGUAACUGAUGGUCUUGCCAUAGCAACCACAUGCCACAUGUCAAUAAGAGGCCGCAGAUUAAAAUCAUUCAUCUCAGAUUCACACACGAUCCUCGGCGGAGGAAGGAAGACUGCACUUAAUUAUUUUGAAGAUGUGAGUCUUGUUUAGAAACCCCAAUUUGCAUGUUGCCUUUCAGGAAUAAAUAUUGACAUGAAUUCAAGUGACAUGCUCAACAUUGUACUAAGUGUCAGUAGUUGUCAAUCCAUGUUGUGUAGCCAUUAUUUCAGUUGAUUAUUUGUUGAUUUGUUCCAGCCUUGUGUAUUUCUGUGCAGAGGGAUAACCACGUUGAUGUCAUGUGAUAAUGUUUUGACUCGGGUCUUUUACCUGACCUGACGAACUCUGAUGACAGAGCCAUCCCGUCUAUUCAUCUCAUGAGUGCCUGUAAACAAUGUGAACUGUGAAGCUCAGUUUUUUUUCUUUGUUAACCUUUCUUAACACUCUAACGUGGUUCCUCGUACUUUUCCUUGUUAUGCAAAGUGACACUAUGGAAUAACCGCAUCAGAUCAAAGUGACAUUUCAGGUCAUCACAUGCUAGAUCGUUCUAACACUUGAACAUAAACUGCUGGGACAUAACCGAUAAUUAACAUAUGUAUAAUAUUUGUUACCUAAUCACAGAACAUUCCUGGUAUUUUGGAAGGUGUUAAAGGGCUAGUAUUAAAAACAUGAAUAAUCA